AUGUCACAACAGGCAGGCUAUUCCCCCAGUUUCAAGCGGCCGGCGGAUAUUUUGCGAAUGAGAAGGAAGAGAGCCAGGAGCGAAGCCAGUGUGGGCAGGAGCUCAAGCGGCCAGGGUUCCACGGCCAGCCCCGGGCGAGGCGGCUCGUCGUCGGGCUGUGUCCGGCCUUUCUCCCCGGGGCCGCUUUUCAGCACUCAGAGCCGAUCCGCUGGAGGAGUUAAACGCAGAAACCCGUUCGCGAAUAUCGAGAACACGUAUAACAGUCCCAAAAAGAGACUGGUCAUUUAUAAUGACGAGGGAGACGCUGCUGUUUUGGACAGUGUUCCCUUCAAAAAGUCGCCGGAAAAGAUGGAAGAGAAGGAGACGUCUGCAAAGAAGGAGAUGCAAGUUUUACCUCUCAGUGAAAUGUUGGCUGAGGCAGAGAGACAAGAAAAUCAAGUGAUCUCCAGCAAGAAACGUCUAACUUUCUCUGAAGAUGACUCGCUGUUUGAUGAAGAGGAGGAGGAACAGGAAAGGACCCCACUGCAUAAGCAGAGCCCCCAGGCCAGUGCUCCUGGUUCCAUAGCUCCUCCUGUCUGCACAGAGUACCCAACAGACUGGAGCCUGAAGACUCGCCUCCUGUUCACCUCCCCGCUCCCUUUCUCAUGGGCAGAGCACCCCAAAGCACAGGAGGAGGCCAAGGGACUGACUCAACACUGCAGAGCUCAACACAGUACCCUGCCACUCCGUAUACAGGACGCCAAGUCAUGCACAGAGCUACGUGCCGCCUUCCAGCAGAGUCUAGUCUACUGGCAGCAUCCCUCCCUGCCUUGGCUCUCUCUCUUCCCCAGGAUCAACGCCGAGAAGAGUUUCACUGGGAAGAGCGCCCCCUGGGCACACGACACAGCACUCCAGCAGAGUCUCAUGAGCGAAUGGUCCGUCAGUCUGUCCUCACUUUACAGUCUGUUGAAGGCCAAGCUGUGUCCAUACUUCUACCUCUGUUCCUACCAGUUCACAGUGUUAUUCAGGGCAGCCGGUCUCAAUGGGUCCAGCAGCAUCACCGCGCUGCUCUCUCCCUCCACCAGGGGUCUCAGAGAGGCAAUGAAGGCUGCAGGCAUUGAGUUCACUCUGCCCCUAGUGGAGGAACGGAGGAAGAGCAGGGAUCAGCACACCUCUGCCUCACAUCAAGGAGGGGAGGACAAGGAGGAGACAGAUUCUUCUGAGUGGAAGAGGAGUGAGAACAGUCAGGGGGAGGAUGGUGACGAUGAUAACAAUGACUAUGAUGAAGAUGGUGAGUUCUCCUGGCUAAAGGAGAUGGGAGUCCAUGACAAGAUCAAGAAACCAGACAGCAUCACUAUACAGCUCCGUAAGGAGCACAAGUCAGUCUCUCUGGACCACAAGCCAGAGUCGCAGGUCCGUGUGGAAGGACCACACACCUUCACCCUCAUCAACUUUCUCAUCAAUUGUAAAAGCCUGGUGGCUGCAGCAGGCUCACAGGCAGGUUUACCCCCGACGCUACUGGCACCUACUCCAUUCAGAGGAGCUACGAUGCAUACACUGAAGGCCCGCAGUGUAAAUGUGAAGACGCAAGUUCGCUCUGCCUUCCAGGAUGUGAGCAGCCUGGAGGUCUCAGGGCCUAUUCUCCCUUCUGCCCUUCAUGCCAUCACAGGCCUCCUCCGACCAGCACAGCGAGGGAGCUUCUCAGCCGCCCUCUACACACACGCACCCACCGCUGUUAUGAACACGCGUUCUGUCAAGGAACAGGUUGACAGUAACUCAGUAGACCUGUCUGCUUGUGGUCUACAGCCACCCACCGUCCAACAGCUACAGCGGCCCUCUACCCUGGGGAAGACCGCCCUGAGACAGAUACACAUGACCAACUACAGCUACACCUGGAAAAACUGACACAGGGAGCAAGAGAGUGUCUGUGUGUCCACGUGUGUGUAUGUAUUCCAUGAGAGAGUGUGUCUUAUGAGAGUUGGUGUUUGUGGAAGUACCUGCCCCUGUGGGUGACAGGUGGAGGAACCACAGCACACUGAAAGGAUUUGUGUGUGUUGUGUGUGCACGUGCACAUUGCCCUCACCCUGUCACAGCCAGGGAAAGGUGAUCCAUAUACA
Messenger RNA from Lampris incognitus (smalleye Pacific opah), 2096 nucleotides. RefSeq names its product protein downstream neighbor of son homolog. NCBI's taxonomy places the organism in Eukaryota, Metazoa, Chordata, Actinopteri, Lampriformes, Lampridae. The record is from RefSeq and is a predicted model, not a curated record. The transcript has 12 exons. Gene Ontology annotation, cellular component: nucleus. The coding region runs from base 1 to 1884 and encodes 627 amino acids. Gene Ontology annotation, biological process: nuclear DNA replication.